Messenger RNA from Salvelinus fontinalis (brook trout), 5391 nucleotides. RefSeq lists its product as uncharacterized. The record is from RefSeq and is a predicted model, not a curated record. Bases 1665 to 3557 code for a protein of 630 amino acids. The transcript has 8 exons. NCBI's taxonomy places the organism in Eukaryota, Metazoa, Chordata, Actinopteri, Salmoniformes, Salmonidae.
UAAUUAAUGUGAGUUUCAGUCGUGGUCGUAAAGGUAACGUUAGCUAUAUUUCAUGGCGGAUUUCAGAACACAGUUUCAGUCAAUAUAAGUGAGUUUCAGUCAAUUUUCUUGAAAACGAGACCUGUCGCUAGCUAAUAAUGUGUAAUAAAGGGCGGUAAUAAUUGAUAGUUAGCUGGCUAACUAGUUAACGUUAUAUAUUAAUAUAUUUAGCCAACGUAGUUAACGUGCAGUGUUAACUUAGUGUACUACAACGCACACUUGCCAGCUAGCUAAGGUUAUAUGGAGAAUACAAGGAACAUUUAACGCUGUAUGGGCCAGCUAGCUAACUUUAUAUGUAGAAUGAAAUGGACAUUUAACACUGUAUGGGCCAGCUAGCUAACGUUAUAUGUAGAAUGAAAUGGACAUUUAACGCUGUAUGGGCCAGCUAGCUAACGUUAUAUGUAGAAUGAAAUGGACAUUUAACGCUGUAUGGGCCAGCUGGCUAACUUUAUAUGUAGAAUGAAAUUGACAUUUAACGCUGUAUGGGCUCUACUGUAAGCAGGGUAACUAUGUGGUCCACUGCGUAUUGCUGUCAACAAAUAACAUGUGUGUGAAUAACCUCUCUUAAUGAAAGGAAGAAUGGAUUACGUUCACACCCCUGCUUUCCGCUUGGAGCCCUCUGGUGCCCUCACCCUGAGGGCAUCUGAAGAGGCUGCCAGGGUUGCCAGGACCAUCCAGGAGGAAGAGUGUACAGGUGUAGUCCGGGUGCUGAAGCCACGACAAGUGAAGGAGAAGGCAAAGGCUUGUGUGGUAGCCAGAGGGGGUGACCCGGAUGAUAGCCGACUGGUGGACAGUGAGAGUGCCAUCCAGUUCGGCAAAUACCGGGGUCAAACCUUCAAGUGGCUGCUAAGCCACGAUGUCGGCUAUGCCGUCAUGGUCUUGGCUUCUCACCAGCAAGAGAGGGAGAUGGGGGACACAAACACGUCUUCUGAAAUGGCCAACAAGGACCGGUUUGACUGGUAUACCAACCUGUUUCCUGAGGUCCAGAAGGCAGUGGAGGAACGCAGGGUACGGGACGGGACCUUGCCCCCCCGACCUGACCAGGAGGACACAGCAACAGCUGUAGCGCCUCCUAAUCCAUCUGCCGAGCCAUCAGAUCAGGAGUUGCUGUCUAUCUGCGUGGGUUUUGACCAAGGUACUCUAUGUUAUGGCACGUUAUUGUUUAUUUCUGUUGAGAAGAAUAUACAUAUGAAAUGACUUUUCCCCUAAUAACUAUCUGUUGUUGUUAGCAUUAACAGGAUACACUUUAAAGUGGUAAGGUAAGUGGUCAAAUUGUUAAAACACCUCCUAGCUGGGCUUAGAAUUCACUAGAAUUUCUCAUUUUUGCAUCCAUUUUGCUUGCCAUAGAAAAAUCCUUCCUCAUCUUUUUGUGGAAUGAAUUGUUUACUGUAGCUUGUCUUGUCACCAUUCCAACCUGUAUUUCAGUCUGCAUCACUUUGAUUGGCCUAUUCUUUGCUUGUACAUGUCUACCCACUAUACAUCUGUCGUUUGUAGCUUUUAAAUGUAGAUUGUGUUUAACCUAGAUUCCUAACCUCUACCACUGAUAACACUGAUCAAAACUAAACCAAAGUGCAUUGGCUGUCAACAGGCUGUUAACAUGUUUUGAAGCUGAAGCUCUAUUCUAAAUGAAUUAUUUCACUUAUUUCUCUGAAAUAUUUUGUGAGACUAACUCCUGUGCUCCUGUAGCAGUUCCUACUGCUCCCACUGCCACCGCAUCCCCUGCUGUGCUAGCUCCUACUGCUCCCACUCCCACUGCGCCCCCUGCUGUGCUAGCACCUACUGCCCCUCCUCAGCUCUGGUCAGCCUCCCAGCCAACAGCUGGACCACUACAGCCUGCUGCUGACGCUCAGGUGCUUCUCCCUGAGGGAUGGAAGCAGACCCUCCCAAAGGAGCAGCAAGAGUGGGUCAGUCGGGCCAUUUUCAUCAGGAACAAGCAGCUCAAAUGUGUCCUGAAAAGCCAGCUUGAGCUGUGGUACUUCCCUCCUCUGCCUCCUAACAUCAGCCAUCAGCCUCCAGCUUCUCCCUCCGCCUACUUCCUCCGGCCAUUCUGCCUCUGGAUGCCCUACCGCCUGUGGGCCUUUAAGUUUGUGUGCACCCAGCCACGGUGCAAGCGUCAAAAGCUCACAGGCUGUGGGGUGUACAAGACAGUCCGGAGGGUGCUUGACAUGGACGGCUGGUAUUUUAUGGGGACAGAGUACCUGGAGUGCCGCCUCUGUAAGAAGAAGCUAGCAGGAUGGUCGCUGGAUAUCUUGGACCAGCUGGACGCAAGUCAUCGCUCCAUUUUCCCAGCCAUCUUGACUUACAGGCUGUCCUGUGACCUGAAGGUGGUCAGGCUGAUGAGAGAGAGGACACUGGGGAACAGUGUGACCAGGCUGUACAACCAGCUGAGGGAGCAGCACAGCCUGACCUGGAUGAGUCGGACCCUGUACUACCUGUCCGUCUGUGACCACUUUGUAGUCCCAGGUGCCGCACCACUGAGGGUAACACCUCUUCCUCCCUUUUUGGAUGUGCCCUCAGCCCAGUGGCUGCUGACUGUCCACGGCUACGACGUUCUGUUCCAGCUGGAGGACUUCAAGGCCAGAGUCACCUCCAUCUUUGGGUCCAUCCUGAAGAUGGAUUCAACCAAGAAGGUGACCAAGAAACUAGCUGGGGCAGCACACGGGACAGCAGCGUGGGCCACAAAUGUGGGCAAUGAGUACGGCCAGGUGCUCAUUACGGUCCUCACUGACAGCGAAGGAGAGGGCCUGCUCGACAUGGCAGCUGGCCUCCAGCAGCGCUACAGUAGAGCUGGAGUGGCACCUCCCAAGCUGCUCUAUGUCACCCGGGACUGCUGCGCCCUGAUGGGAAAGGGGAAGACGGCAGCCAUUUUCAGCCAGUGGGAUGAACUCAUCGUCCGGCUGGAUGUGUGGCACCUCAUCCGUCGCUUUGUUGGGGGAGUGACAACAGAGAGCCAUCCUCUGUAUGCUCUCUUUUUGCGGCGGCUCUCCUCCUGCAUGUUGGUGUGGUGUGCAGAGGAUGUGGAGCGCCUGCUGGAGGCCAAGCGAGGUGAGCUCAAGGAGAGCCACAUCACGGGGCUCAGUGACGCACAGGUGAUGAAGAGGAUCAGCCUGAAGGAGAUGGCUCGGCACUGUCGUCGCCGCACGCGCGGGGCGGAGGAGACCGAGCGUCUCAUCGGGGAGCUCCUGGAGACCUUCAUCGAUGCCACAGACACCCUGGGCGUCCGGCUCCUGGACCGUGACCGAAUGCAGGCCAUCUGGCAGACCCAGAGACGACACCUGGUCUGUAUUCAGGACCCCCCUGGUGUCAGCAUCUACACCAAGGGCAAGGACGUGACCAAGGGAGGGGUCAUCCUGCCAGUGUUGCGUUGCGCCCGUGAGUAUGGCACCCCAUUCCCUACACUACUUUUGACCAGACCCCUUAGUAGGGGUCCAAUGCUAAUCUUCCCUGUAUCGUUCCAAUUUGAGUAUACUACACUACACUACACUACACUACCCUACACUACACUACACUACCACUAACACUACCCUACCCUACACUACACUACACUACACUACACUACACUACCCUACACUACACUAUCCUACACUACCCUACACUACACUACACUACACUACACUACACUACACUACACUACACUACACUACACUACACUACACUACACUACCCUACACUACCCUACUCUCCUCCAAUCAGAGCUUCAGCUUGUUCCAAAUUGGAGAAAGAGCGCAAAAAACAACCAAUGAAGAGCCUAACUUGUUCCAAAAGUUUUUCAGCCAAUCAUGUUCCUCUGAAAUUUUCCUAACGUCACUUCCUCAAAAUCUUUUUCUAGGCAGCCAUUGAUUGAGCAUACACACAGUGAGUAUCUGAGGUAAUUUUGCCUAAUUUGCAAAGAAUUUAACAUCAACGACAAUAAAUGUGAUGAAAUAUGACAAUAACACGUCAAGCCAACCGAAUUGUUUAACUACAGGGGCUACCCAAACGGUUUAAUUUAACAAUGUCUGUAGAUCGCUAGCUACUGUAGCUAUAGUAAUAGUGUGCAGCAUGCUGUUAGCAUUGGCUCUAAAAUAUUUUUCUGACAGAAAUUGAUGAUACCCGGUGAAUAUAUGAGGGAAGUGUGCUUAGCUUGCAAAGAAAUGAAAAUAAUCAACGAGUAGCACUCCAGUCAACCGAAUUGUUUGACUACAGGGGCUACCCAAGCUGUGUAAUUUAACAACGUGUUUAUAUCGCUAACUACUUUAAACUAGGUUUACAAAAUCUCAAAAGUUUAUUUGACCGCUGACAACCCUAUAAAACCUUAGCUAAAAUUUCUAUCACCUCAAAGUUGGAAUUGUAUACUACUUAAAUGUCUAUUUUCCUUCGUUUUUUGAUGGUAUGCAUUUGAAGUGUAUGUAGUUGGAUGCAUUGUAUGAUAUGUGACAACCUGGGGCAAACGUGUCUUUCUAUGAAUUUAACUAAACUGAAUUUAACUGCAUAUAAGUUAUUAACCCUGACCCGGCACCCCCCACCACACUGCUGAACCUAGCAGACCUAUCAAGCAAACGUGAGUUCCUUUAUAUGUACCUAAUAUGGUUAUGCUGUCGCUUGUCGCUGCACUCCUCACUCAUGAUAAUAGUUUGUUUCUUGCCAAUAAGAUGGAAAUUCCUAGGUUCCGGUUCACACCCUCGCAGGAGAUGGUCCUCAGGGCCACACCCCAGGCAGUUAAAGUGGCCGCUGAUGGCCCCCCUGCCUCGGGUGCUCAGGGCCCUCCUGUGAGGGCUAAGAAGUGGGAGGAAGUGGAGGCAGAGGCUCGAGCCCGCGUCGUCUCCGAGGGAGGUGACCCCGGUGCAGAGAUGGUCAUCCUGAGCCGGUGCACGGUUCAGUUCGGCAAGUACAGGGGUCAGACCUUCAAGUGGAUGAUGGAGAACGACGUGGGCUACAUGGUGCACCUGGUAACGGUGCAUCAGAAGGAGAGAGAGCGAGAGUGCAGCGUUUCCCAGCAUCCCCUGAUGGGCCAACAAGGACGCCUUGACUCGCUACUUGUGCGCCUAUCCGGCCUUCGCUGAGAUGGUCAGGUUCAACCGGGCGCACGAGGAAGCUAAAGUCCUGUCCUCCCAGUCAGGCCAGGAGGGCAAGGCCCUUGUUGGCAUCGGGAAGUACAAGUGGGACACGCUGCAGGACCUGUAUGAGUCUACGGGUGCGGACAGGAUAAGAUAUGUCAGGAGCAUGAGGACGCAGACACCCCGUUAUCCUGGGAGUGCGAUGGCUGCCUUGAUUGGCUACAUUCAGCGCAGAGACCAGGAGGGGGUAGCUGCUGUGGUCAGGCCCGCAGCAGCCAGCACCACCCCCGCCAGUAACACCCGGCCCAAGAGUGCG